Messenger RNA from Wallemia ichthyophaga EXF-994, 2184 nucleotides. Its product is annotated as Telomere length regulation protein elg1. Gene Ontology annotation, molecular function: ATP binding; ATP hydrolysis activity; DNA binding. NCBI's taxonomy places the organism in Eukaryota, Fungi, Basidiomycota, Wallemiomycetes, Wallemiales, Wallemiaceae. The record is from RefSeq and is a predicted model, not a curated record. Bases 1 to 2184 code for a protein of 727 amino acids. Gene Ontology annotation, cellular component: nucleus. The transcript has 2 exons.
AUGUCCGGCGAUUUCUACGCGCUAUUCCGGAGACAGCCGCAGAAUACAGCUAGUACCACUGCCAAUACCACAGCCGCUGCUCCUCCCAAGAAGAGAGGCAGGCCCAUCAAGCACCAGCGCGGCGAGCAGACCAAAAUGAACAGAGAUGGCACUAUCCACGACGCCACAAAGAAGCGGAAGAAUAGCGUUAUUGAUAUUGACGGCGAUGAAGAUGAGCCGGAUAUUAAGAAACAACAGAUGCAGCCAACGCAGCCAUCGACGCGGCCACUGCAUCCCCUCUUUACCUCCAAUUACUCGCAGAAGAGCUCCGAAAAAGCAACCGCCAAGCCCAUCCAGCAGCUUAACGCUAGAAUACCCUCCAUCUCUGAAUCGCACGUUCAACCAGACGGCGAUCGCGCGAUUUAUGUCCAUAUCGGUGAAGCGCCAUUUAAGAGGCGCGAAGAGGGUGUUAAAGUGGCUGAGCAGGCAUGUUCAUCUACAGGGAUGUUCAAAUUAGCUUCGUUGAGUGGCUACACGAGCUACAAGUCCGAUCAUAGCAUCCGCGACAAGGUACAUAAUAUAAAAAAGUCUCAGAAGACAGAGCAGGCACAGCACUCACUCAUAACUCGCACACUCGCUCCGAAACACCCUUCACAAGUGCUGCACAACGGCACACUCGCCACCUACCUCUCUGCAUGGAUGGCGAAUCUCGCACUCGGUUCUCCGCGCUGGGAGGAUGUGCGAGCGGGGCAAGAGCUGCGUAUGCGUGGACGUAAGGGCAAGAAAGAUAAUGAGGAUAAUUGGAUAGUGGACGAUAUGUUCGAUUUUGAUUUUGAUUUCGAUGCUCGCGUUGAACCACCAUCACAGCCCAGCUAUUUACCCACACUGCCACGCACACACCACCCAGAUUCCAUCGAAAGUAAUUGCAUACUCUUGCAGGGUGCGCCUGGUAGCGGUAAGACAGCGGCGGUUUAUGCGGCGGCACACGCGCUCGGCUGGGAUGUCUUUGAGGUGUUCCCCGGCCAGCGGCGGAGCGGGAAGGAAGUACUAGAUUUGGUGGGGGCGGUAGGCGAGAAUCACAUAAUUGGUGGGAGUAACGUGAAACAACAUAAGCGAAACACUCCAAAGCACUCUCAACACCACCCAAACCCCCACAAACAAUCAGUCAUUUUCCUCGAAGAGGUAGACGUGAUUUUUGAGGAGGAUAAGGGUUUCUGGGGAGCUGUUCAGGCACUCGCACAGUAUUCCAAGCGCCCCGUCGUGCUUACGUGCAACGAUGCCUCCGUUAUACCCUCUACCUCAGUCAUCUUGCAGACCACCCUCGAAUUCAAGCGUCCUCCACACGAUGUCGUGAGGAGGUAUAUGGUGGAGUGUGGAGGGGCAAAAAAGGAAAGCGCAUACACGAUGCAAACAUCACACACACAACUCACUAGCUUAGACCCUCCCCCACAGGUCAUCGAGGACGACAAGAGCUGGCUGGUCGAUUCCGCUGGCGGCUUGUACGGCAAACACUUUGACGAUGGGUGUGAUCUGAGACAGGCUUUGAUGCAGCUGCAUGUGCAGAGCAAACAGGGAACAGAAGAAAAUUGCUCGGACGAAGAAAUAAAAACAUAUGAAUCUUCGCAAUCACAACUUCAAUCACACACAAACACUCCCUCUAAUAAACAACUCCCCUCUCUCAACUCGCUCCUCAACUCGCUCGAAGCACUGUCAUUCGUCGAUGCACACGUCGCACAACCACUGUGGCGAUCGAUGGAGCUCCUCGAAUCAGAGACGCCGAAUGAGAUAAUAGGACAUGAGACACUGGGUAGAAUUACAAAAGCGGAUCAGACGACACUGGCUGAGUUUACGUGUGAGGGGGACAUUGGGGAGUAUAUUCUGGAUACUGUCAACAAGGCACAAGAUGGCUUUAUGAUUUCUCCAAACAACACACCCGCUCAUCACGCACAGCAGGACAUACUGCUGGAUAUGCGCCUUGACAUGUUGGGGGCUUUUGCACCAAUCAUGCCCUCAGCAGUCCUCGCCGUCGACUAUGCGCCGUAUAUCCGCCAACUGGUGGCGUGCGACGACGAGCAAGAGAGACUGGCAGUAGGGGAGAUGGAAGGUAGCAGUCGGGGCACGCGCAACAGCCGCAAUAGAUACCGGCGGAUGUACGACUUUGAAAGUGUGGCGAGCAUCAAGGGGAGUUAUUUGAAAGAGGGCUAG